AUGAAAAACCAUUCUGCAAUAACAACAUUCAUCCUGCUAGGAUUAACAGAUGACCCACGACUGCAGGUUUUUCUUUUAGUAUUUCUGUUUCUCACCUACAUUUUUACUGUUGCUGGAAAUCUAAUCAUUAUUCUCCUCACUCUGGUGGACUCUCACCUUAAAACACCCAUGUACUUUUUCCUUCGGAAUUUCUCCAUGAUAGAAAUUAUGUUUACAACUGUCUAUGUUCCUCGAUUCCUAUACAGCAUGACAACUGGAGACAAACUUGUUACCUAUACAGCUUGUAUCAGCCAAUUAUUUUUUCUCAUCCUCAUCGGGGCAACAGAUUUUUUUCUUCUAACUGCCAUGUCCUAUGACCGCUACGUGGCCAUCUGCAAGCCCUUGCAGUACACCAGCAUCAUGAACGAAAGAGUAUGCACCAUUCUUGUCCUUUGCUGUUGGCUGAUUGGGUUAAUUGUUAUACUUCCACUGCUUAGCCUGGGAGUUCAGCUAGAUUUCUGUAGCUCCAAUCUCAUUGACCAUUUUGGCUGUGAUGCAUCUCCUCUUCUGAAGAUUGCGUGCUCGGACACUCAAUCAAUAGAGCAGCUACUUUUAAUCAUGGCUGUGAUGACUCUCAUAGUCACCCUAGUUUGUGUAAUCGUGUCCUACACGUACAUCCUCAAGACUAUUUUAAGGCUCCCUUCAGCUCAGCAAAGAAAAAAGGCUUUCUCUACCUGUUCUGCACACAUGAUUGUAGUUUUCAUUACCUAUGGAGGUUGUAUCUUUAUCUAUAUCAAGCCAGCAAAGGAAGAAGUGGCCCUUAAUAAGGCGAUGGCAUUGCUCAAUUCCUCAUUUGUCCCUUUAAUGAAUCUUUUCAUUUACACUCUACGGAAUAAACAAGUCAAAGAAGCUUUCAUUGACUCUGUAAAAAAGAUGGCAUAUUUUCAAAGAACUAGAUAA
Messenger RNA from Pteropus alecto (black flying fox), 939 nucleotides. Its product is annotated as olfactory receptor 6C2. Gene Ontology annotation, cellular component: membrane. The transcript has a single exon. Gene Ontology annotation, biological process: G protein-coupled receptor signaling pathway. The record is from RefSeq and is a predicted model, not a curated record. NCBI's taxonomy places the organism in Eukaryota, Metazoa, Chordata, Mammalia, Chiroptera, Pteropodidae. Gene Ontology annotation, molecular function: G protein-coupled receptor activity; olfactory receptor activity. The coding region runs from base 1 to 939 and encodes 312 amino acids.